UACACCGAGCAGCUGUGUUUUUGUCAGAGCUGAGGAGUCGUCCAUACGUCCGCAAGAGUUAAAAGAAAGAGUCCACAAUGAAGACCCAAACUUGUUUCGCCUUCUCCAUACAACUAUUUGCUCUUUGUUUUCUGGUUGGUGCCAUUUACAUAGUGAAUGGUGACUACUGUGAGAUAAAUGUCUGCAGUAAUGGGGGGAGCUGUGUGACUGGCCCCAGAUCCUCCUUCAUCUGUAUCUGCCCCGAUGGCUAUACUGGGGACACGUGCAAUGACACCGAGACUGGGCCCUGCAACCCAAACCCCUGCAAGAACGAUGCCUUCUGCGACGUGACUGGCCAGAAACGCAGAGGGGACGUCUUCAGCGAGUACAUCUGCAAGUGCCAGGAUGGAUUUGAUGGAGUCCACUGCCAGAACAAUGUGAAUGACUGUGCCAACCAGCCGUGCCAAAACGGUGGCUCCUGUAGGGACCUGAAUGGAGACUUCAACUGCCGCUGUCCGUCCCCCUACGUGGGCAAGCACUGCCAACUGCGUUGUAUCUCUCUGUUGGGAAUGGAGGGCGGAGGCAUUGCUGAGUCUCAGAUCUCGGCCUCGUCGGUGCACUACGGAUUCCUGGGCCUGCAGCGCUGGGGGUCUGAGCUGGCACGCCUCAACAACAAGGGCCUGGUUAACGCCUGGACCUCAGCCUCCUAUGACAGGAACCCCUGGAUUGAGAUUAACAUGCAGAGGAAGAUGCGUUUCACGGGCAUCGUGACGCAGGGCGCCAGCCGCAUGGGGUCAGCAGAGUUCAUCAAGGCCUUUAAGGUGGCGUCCAGUCUGGACGGAAGGACCUACACUAUGUACCGCCUGGACAGACAGACGAAGGACACUGUGUUUGUGGGGAACGUGGACAACGACAGCACCAAGACCAACCUGUUUGACCCUCCAAUUAUCAGCCAGUACUUCCGCAUCAUCCCCGUGGUCUGUCGCAAGGCCUGUACCCUGCGCUUUGAGCUGGUGGGCUGUGAGCUCAAUGUGUAUUCAAACACGGCAGGUUGCUCCGAGCCCCUGGGCAUGAAGUCGCGCCUGCUCGCCGACCGCCAGAUCUCGGCCUCCAGCGUCUACCGCACCUGGGGCAUUGAGGCGUUCACCUGGCAACCACACUACGCUCGGCUGGACAAGCAGGGCAAGACCAACGCCUGGACGGCGGACACCACCAAACGCAAUGAGUGGCUGCAGGUGGACCUGGAGUCUCCUAAGAAAAUCACAGGUAUCAUCACCCAGGGGGCCAAGGACUUUGGCGCGGUCCAGUUUGUCUCUGCCUUCAAGGUGUCCUACAGUGACGAUGGGCAAUUCUGGAGCAUAGUCAAGGACGAUGUCACCAGCACAGACAAGAUCUUCCCAGGCAACAGCGACAACAAUGUCCACAAGAAGAACCUGUUCGAGCCUCCGUUCUACGCCCGAUUCGUCCGCAUCCUGCCGUGGGCUUGGCACGGGCGCAUCACCUUGCGAAUGGAGCUGCUGGGCUGUGACGAGUAGCCCCGCCCAGGUCUCCUCUUUCCCCGCCCCCCUCUUCCUUUCUUUCCAAAACCUCCUGAGCCACACCUGCACUGCCUUGCUCAGAUCUGUAGAGGGCAGCAAAACACCACGCCAUAACCACAACCCUGCCCCGACUGAGGAGGUACAAAACCACCUAAUGGUUACUGCUAGAAUUGGGUAGGGGUAAUCUGAUCCUAGAUCUGUGCUUAAGGUCAACUUGUACCUCGAGCACACAGACUACUGCUGUGAACUGCAUGGACUCUGAAACUGUCCUUCCUAGAUCAAGGCCUCUGUUGUGUUCAGAGUUUCAGAGUAGGAGUGUUGAUCUUAUUCAUUAUUAUGAUUUUUUUUUUUUUUUUUCACAAAAGGCAAAACUGAUCCUAGAUCAGCACUGCUACUGUAUACGGGCUGAACCUGAAACCCAGUGAUGUACAAUAGUAGCUCAUUUAGCUGAGUGUUUUUUCCCAAUAGAGGGUUUUCACCUGACCGUCCUGAAGUGAGUAAUAUUGUAAUUGAACACACUCGUGUGUAUUGUUAGCUUCCAAGCUGUGACUCUGCAGUGCUUUGGUAGAUGUUUUGAACUACUUUGUGUUUGCUUAAUGAAGACUCCUCGUGUGACCAUGGACUUUAUACGAAUUUCGUUCUUUUUUUUAUUUUUAAGAAAUGUAUACCAAAUGUAUUUUGCUUUGUUUCUAUGUGUAUGGUCUUAGUUAACUAGUCAUAAAUGCAUUAUGAUUCAUUAUUAUUCGCAUUUUUACAAAAUUAACGUUUUCUUUUAAGUGUACUGAACAGAAAUAUAAACGCAACAUGCAACGAUUUUAAUGAGGAAAUGAAUCAAUUGCCCUAACCCUAUGGAUUUCAUAUGAUUGGCAGUACAGAUAUGGUAUCUGUUGGUCACAGAUUCCUUAAACAAAAAAUGGGCCUCCUAAUGGGCCUCAGGAUCUCGUCACGGUACUUUUUUGUGCAUUCAAAUUGGCAUCGAUAAAAUGCAAUUGUGUUCGUUGUCGGUAGCUUAUGCCUGCCCAUACCAUAACCCCACCUCCACCAUGUGGCACUCUGUUCACAACGUUGACAUCAGCAAACCACUCGCCCACACGACGCCAUACUCACAACGUUGACAUCAGCAAACCACUCGCCCACACGACGCCAUACUCACAACGUUGACAUCAGCAAACCACUCGCCCACACGACGCCAUACUCACAACGUUGACAUCAGCAAACCACUCGCCCACACGACGCCAUACUCACAACGUUGACAUCAGCAAACACUCGCCCACACGACGCCAUACUCACAACGUUGACAUCAGCAAACACUCGCCCACACGACGCCAUACUCACAACGUUGACAUCAGCAAACCACUCGCCCACACGACGCCAUACUCACAACGUUGACAUCAGCAAACCACUCGCCCACACGACGCCAUACUCACAACGUUGACAUCAGCAAACCACUCGCCCACACGACGCCAUACUCACAACGUUGACAUCAGCAAACCACUCGCCCACACGACGCCAUACUCACAACGUUGACAUCAGCAAACCACUCGCCCACACGACGCCAUACUCACAACGUUGACAUCAGCAAACCACUCGCCCACACGACGCCAUACACGCUGUCUGCAGUUGAGGCCGGUUGGAUGUACUGGUAAACUCUAUAAAACGAUGUUGGAGGCGGCUUAUGGUAGAUAAUUUUAAAUGUUAAUUUAUCUGGCAACACCUCUGGUGGGCAUUCAGCUUGCUAAUUGCACGCUCCCUCAGAACUUGAGACAUCCGUGACAUUGUGUUGUGUGACACAACUGCAUAUUUUAGUGGCCUUUUAUUGUCCCCAGCACAAGGUCCACGGAUCAUGCUGUUUAAUCAGCUUCUUGAUAGGUGAUCGAGUAUCAUUAAUGGGGAUGUGAAGACAUUUGUGCUCAAAAUUUUAAAGAAAUAAUAUUUUUAAGCAUAUGGAUCAUUUUUGGGAUCUGUUAUUUCAGUUCAUGAUACAUGGGUUCAUGAUGCACUUUACACGUUGCCUUUUAUAUUUUUGUUCAGCGUAGUAGCAGACUUAACAUUUAGAACGCAUAGACUUAUUCUGUAAUCUUGUAACAUUCCAAAAUCCCAAAGUAGUUGAAUUCUAUUUUAGUUGAUUAUUUUUUGCCAAAGAGAAACUAAAAGUGCACAUACUACCUUACAGUAUGUGGUGUUAUAACAUGUGUUAUAACUAAAGUACGUGGUGUAUUAUAACUCGAUGUACUCUGUCCUACAAGAAUGGUUUUAUCACAACUCAAUGUAAUGCAUUUAUUACUAACUGACAAAUAUUAUAAAGUAGAAAAUAGCACGUUGACGAUGCUGCCAAAAUGUCUUUCUCAGGUCUAGGCAGAUCCAUUCUAGCCUGAUCCCAGAUCUGUUUGUGCUGUCUUGCUAAACACAAACAUACGAGUUGUCAAGACAGCACAACUGAUCUGGGACAAGGUAGAUCUAUUCAUUUUGUAUGUGCUACUGAUGUUGUUAUAACACUCCAUGAUACUACACAGCUCAACUCAAUAUCACUCAGCCAUGUUUUUAUUUUUUAUUUUAUAUAUACAUUUUAUUUUUUAUUUUUUUUGUAUUAUAUAUUUUUUUAAGGCACUUUCAGAGUCAGUUUGAUUAUUCUUUGCUGAGGUAAAUAUGUGAAAUUGUGAAUCCCAAAGUUUGGUACAUUGAGGAAAUACAGUAUACAUAUUGACCAUACAUGUAGAUUGAGUGUUGGAAAAGAAAGAUUUGUAAUACUAGGCAUCUGUCGUUUCACUGCAUAGGAGAACAGUAUAUAUGGCUUCCAUAAGUUAUCAGGAAGCAAUUUAGAUUUCUCUGUAGAUUUCUGACUGGCAAUAGCAGCCAAAACCACAUUUCCAUCAGUUUUAUUUCUGAGCUGGUUAUCCUUCCUAGUGUAAAUACUUGUUGUUAUAAAUUGUUCCUAGAAGAUGGAAUGUUUUGCAACAGACUAAUCAAAUGCCAUCCAUUUCUCACAAGAGGGCCAAAAUUAUGCGUAGAAUUCGAAGGCUGUGUCCACACUGAUAAGAUAGAAAAUGAAAAAAUGUAAUUAAAAAAAGAUUUAUACGGUUGCACUGAACGCAUCACAUGACCGGCUAUCUCCAUAUUGCUCCUAGGUCAUAGCUAACAUUGUAAAGAUCCCUCUUGAAUUAUGGGCUCGUGCAAUAAGUUAUUAGUUUUGAUAUGAAUGAAUCUGAAUCAAACACGAACAGCUGGACACGUGGGCGAUAGAUGUACACGCAGACAACGACGCAGUCAAGGCUAUGGAUGGAUGCUAGUGUCAAACACUGUCCAAAUAUUUCUGAUCUUUUGCAGACUGUUUCAAAACAGUUAUCUGAUGUCUGCAUGCAUUGUAUUGUCUAAGAUUUCUCAGUUCCAACAGAGAAGUUUUCAUUUAUAUAGUUUUUUUCUGUACACUUAAAAAAAAAAGAUUGUUCAUCAGACUAGUUCUUUCCGGUUCUUUCAUUCCACAAUCUCCUGGUUUUAUGAGUCAUGAAAAAAUAUACAAUUGAUGUGUUUUUAUGCCAUAUUAUUAGUUACACAUACUUUUACAUCUUACAGUAUUCUGACUGGAUCUGAUUCAUUUUGUUCAUGUUUCUGUUAAGAGAAUUCCCUUGUGUUUGGCCUUUUGUAACUCUCAAGACAUAGAUAAUAAAGGACUUAAAUGCAGAUAGUUUGUUUAUCGUACAGUAAAUAAACUGGUUUAAAUGUCA
This is a messenger RNA of Oncorhynchus nerka (sockeye salmon), 5239 nucleotides long. Its product is annotated as EGF-like repeat and discoidin I-like domain-containing protein 3. The record is from RefSeq and is a predicted model, not a curated record. Bases 78 to 1514 code for a protein of 478 amino acids. Gene Ontology annotation, cellular component: plasma membrane. The transcript has 10 exons. Lineage: Eukaryota; Metazoa; Chordata; Actinopteri; Salmoniformes; Salmonidae. Gene Ontology annotation, molecular function: signaling receptor activity; calcium ion binding.